AGAAAAGUAAAUUGGCAUAGAUGUGUCAUGUGUGAUGCAGAAACCGGCGGUUCAAGUUAGAAAAAGAGCCAAAACCAGAAUGACACAAAAAGACAAAGACAAGUUGGGAGACACGAGAGAAAGACCAAUCACAAUAUCGCUUUCCUCCAUAGAUUGCGUGACAACAUUCCAUGACGGCUACUUCACCCGUGUCUUUAUGUGGAUAAUCCGCACGUGUUUAAUUCACGAACCUUCUUAGCAAUGAGAAAAAUCCACCACUUUCAUAUUUUCAACUUUUUAAUCACCCCACUAUACACUAAAAUAAAUAUUUACAGGAAUAAUAUGUCUUCGUCAAUUCAAACCUUUCCAGGUUCAUGAACCUUUUAUCUCAAUUUACCCUCUAUAUAACAUAUAUCGAAACCUCUUUACCUUCAUUCCCACUUUAAUUUUCAAUAUUUUCUACAGAAUAAAAAAAAACAUAAUCAAGAAAAACAUUUUUCAAAAAAAUAUAAUGGCGGCAGAAUCCGACUACAUUUUGCUUGAGUCGAUAAGACGACACUUACUAGGAGAAUCGGAGUCGUGGCUCAGUGAGUCGACGGCGAGUUCGGUGGUUCAAUCUGGUACGACGGCCAAACCGGUGUACGGAAGAAACCCUAGCUUCAGCAAGUUGUACCCUUGCUUCACUGAGAGCUGGGGACACUUGCCGUUGAAAGAAAACGACACGGAGGACAUGUUAGUCUACGGUAUCCUCAACGACGCGUUUCACGGCGGAUGGGAACCGUCGUCUUCAUCCUCCGACGAAGACCAGAGCUCUAAUUUUCCGAAGGUUAAAACCGAGAACUUCACGGUGGUCGAUCAUGUUCCGGCGAAGAAGGCGAGUCCGGUUAAGGCUCCGGAGAAGGGGAAGCAUUACAGAGGAGUGAGGCAGAGGCCGUGGGGGAAGUUCGCGGCGGAGAUAAGGGAUCCGGCGAAGAACGGAGCUAGGGUUUGGUUGGGGACGUUUGAGACGGCGGAAGAUGCAGCGUUGGCUUACGACAGAGCUGCUUUCAGGAUGCGUGGUUCCCGCGCUCUUUUGAAUUUUCCUUUGAGGGUUAACUCAGGUGAACCUGACCCGGUUCGGGUUAAGUCAAAGAGAGGUUCUUCCUCUGAAAUCGGAGGUUCGAAGCGGAGAAGAACGGUGGCUUCUGUAAACGGCGGCGGUCAAGGAACAGAUAUGGGGUUGAUGGUCAAGUGUGAGGUGGUUGAAGUGAGACGUGACGAUCAUUUACUUGUCUUAUAGUUUUGAAAUUUUCUUUGUUGGAUCAUUUUUUCCCAGAGUGGGGGAAAAGGAAAGUGCUAAGAAAAUAAUAUUCAUUUAUUAAUUUAAACCACCUUCCAAUCAUUCCAAUUAUUUGUGCGGUAAAAGAAA
This is a messenger RNA of Brassica oleracea var. oleracea, 1387 nucleotides long. Its product is annotated as ethylene-responsive transcription factor 1A-like. The record is from RefSeq and is a predicted model, not a curated record. Gene Ontology annotation, molecular function: DNA binding; DNA-binding transcription factor activity. The coding region runs from base 491 to 1258 and encodes 255 amino acids. Lineage: Eukaryota; Viridiplantae; Streptophyta; Magnoliopsida; Brassicales; Brassicaceae. Gene Ontology annotation, biological process: ethylene-activated signaling pathway; regulation of DNA-templated transcription. The transcript has a single exon.